This is a messenger RNA of Chara braunii, 2321 nucleotides long. Lineage: Eukaryota; Viridiplantae; Streptophyta; Charophyceae; Charales; Characeae. The record is from the annotation of a GenBank genome assembly.
GCGCCAUAGCUCCACACCUCCGGAAUGCUCCAUAUCUCCGAGCUAUCUAUACUAACGACGAGCGAUCAUCAUCUCCCUACAACCUUCGCCUUCGCCUUCACGUCGCCAUCCCCAUCCCCAUCACCAUCACCAUCGCCAUCACCAUCGCCUUUGCCAUCGCCUUUGCCAUUGCGUUUUUUGUCGGUCGUUGUGAGUGGCACCGUAACGGUUGCGCUGCUGUAAAAGUCGCACAGGAAAGGCGAGCGAAAAAGGGCAGCAGUGGGUUGACGCCUAUGUCAGAAGGACGGAAAGAGAAUGAAGGAGGGAAAGGGGAUAAAAGAGGAUCAGAAGAGAGAGAAGAAGAGACUGUGAGGAGUUAAGAAAAGAAGAGGAGGAAUAGGAGAGGCAAGAGGAGAAAAAGGGGGGCUCGGAUGUUUUAUUGGGGUCGGUGGUCGUAUUCGGUCUGAGAUUCAUGCUAGUUUGUUGUAGUAGCAUUGGAGUAGACUGGUCGGUCAGCGGGAAGGGGCGUGUUUGGGGGAGAUGCGUCGUCUACAGUAUGAAUGUACCGGAGGAAGGGUUGCUGCGGAUGUCUCAAGAGCAGGACUGGCAGUGAGGGGGUGGAGAAAGCGGCACUGCGUGUGUCAGAAGGUCCCGAAUGCAUCGUUCCUGAGGAGGCGAUGGACUGGCGGGACUGGGAGGGAGCGAGCACAAGGAGAAGGAGGCGGAGGCGGAGGAGGAGGAGGAGGAGGAGGAGGUGGGGGGGAAAGAGCGCGAUUCGUUGUGAUGAGGGCGGCUCGCGGCACUUCCAAGGCGAUCGGCUUGGCGAGCCGAAGCGGUUGGAGGUCCACGGGAUUUGCCACGUGGCGCUUGCAUACGUUGGAUAAGUGUGAUGCAACGCACGUGGUCGCAAAUCUACUAGUAGUACGCGCCCGAUGGAGGUAUAUUGCGCAAUUUAGAAAACACCACCUUGGAGUCGUUAGAUACCACCUUCAAGUCGGGAUCGGUAGCGGUAUCGAUCACUGGCACGCUUGUGCCGCUGGGAGUGCGCGAGGAGGUUCCGUGUCUGGGGUGAGAGGGCAGGCCCCUCAGGCUAUACAUCAAGGCGGGGAUUUACCACGUGGCGAGCCACGUGGAGAGCCACGUGGAGAUCCCGCUCAGCUUCGACCAUGGCUUUCUGACUUUCGAGCUGAGUUGCAUCCGCGGCCGCGAAGUCUUGGUAGCAGUCGUACUAUUAGUACAAGUACCAGCAGAUUCGAUCGGUUGCGCGCACGAGCCAGCCUCCCCGAGGACGAAGUGAGUGGCAGCGGAUCAACAAGAACGUCAACAACAUUGUAUUCAGAACAAGGGGAAGAGGAAGACGACAACAGGUCAGCCGCUGACUUAAUGGUGGAUGGGAUUUCAUUUGGACAGCUCUGUGAUAACUUCGUGUGUAUAAGCAGCCCUGCGGUAGAAGCCACGGCAAGACUGUUAGCUAGAGACAUUGCCAAUCUCAAGGAGGGAUCACGACAGACGGUCGUCUUUGCUGUCUCCGUCAAAUACAAGGACCCAUUGCGCUCGUUUGAAGGGAGGGAAAAGUAUAGGCGAAUGAUUUUUUUCCGCACCGCCUUGGACAACCCAUCAGUGGCACUGGAAGGGAUGGAAAUGCUCUCGACGGGAACCCUGAUGAUUAAAUGGAUAGUGACAGGGGCACCAAGGCUUCCUCCGGCCUCAGUGGUUGGUGGAGAUGUUGUCCUGCGUGUCAAGUCCAUCUUCCAACUCAACCAGAUCACGGGCCAGGUCACAGAUCACGAGGAGGUAUGGGAUUUGACAGGGUCGUCCCCUCUUGCUAUUGCGUAUUUCUACGCUACACGGCUGGCAUUCAGCUCAGUGGAAGCUGGAAAUGAUAUUUCCAAGUCAGCAGCUGCAGCUUGGAAGAACAUCAGCAAGUCACAGGAGCCACAAGACCCUGUAUAUUACAGUGAUCCAAACGACCCCCGAAAGCUCCAUGUGCCGGAAAGGAAGAUGAGCAAGCAGAAGAAGGCAUACAAGGGACAUCAGACAGCUGAUGGUCAUUGCAGAAGCACAGCUGGCAGCGGCUGCUGCAGAGGUACAGCAGGCGGUCAUUGCAGAGCCACAACUGGCGGCGGCUGCUGGAGACGUACAGCUGGAAUGAGGAAAGCAAAAGACAUAAGGCAGACCAGAAACUUCAAGCCGGUCAGUGGUGAGAGCAGAGACAGUCCAUACGAGGUUAUGCUUGCUGCUUUGGGAAGGAACAAGAAGCCGUUUGGCCGGCCGCCUUUUGUACGUAAGUAUUGUAAUUAAUUAUUAAUCCCAUUUGUACUUCUAAGUUCUAACUUUUCAAG